This is a messenger RNA of Boleophthalmus pectinirostris (great blue-spotted mudskipper), 1366 nucleotides long. RefSeq names its product timeless interacting protein (gene tipin). Bases 117 to 1196 code for a protein of 359 amino acids. Gene Ontology annotation, molecular function: DNA binding. The transcript is spliced from 8 exons. Lineage: Eukaryota; Metazoa; Chordata; Actinopteri; Gobiiformes; Gobiidae. The record is from RefSeq and is a predicted model, not a curated record. Gene Ontology annotation, cellular component: replication fork protection complex; nucleus. Gene Ontology annotation, biological process: DNA replication checkpoint signaling; DNA damage response; replication fork processing.
CUCAUCUACUUCCUGUUAUUGCCGGAAGUUGAUGUAGUUUUGCCGCCUUCCUUGAACAUUUGCCACAGCUGCUGUUACUCUUCGGUUUACAGUGAUCUCACUCUGAAUCUGAUCCAAUGGAAGACGACGCUUUGUUUGAUCAGAGCCGCAUUGAGGACGAGCGUUUCGAUGCUCUACCGCCUCCUCGGUCCCCGGGGGAGGACAACGCAGACCCCUUUGGUGAUGGUGAAAAUGGAGAGGUUUCUAAGCUGGCCGAGGUCCCAGAGGCGAAAAGGAAAGGGGUGAAGAGACCACAGCCCAAACUCGACUCAAACAGGCUGACCUCUGAGCGAGGACUCCCAGCUCUGCGUACGCUCUUUAACAACGUGAAAUUUAAAGGCAAAGGGCACGAGGCGGAGGACCUGCGUUUGUUGAUGAAGAGCAUGGAGAACUGGGCGCACAGGCUUUUCCCUAAACUUCAGUUCGAGGAUUUCAUGGACAAAGUGGAACGACUCGGAGCCAAGAAGGAAGUGCAGACAUGCCUGAAGAGGAUAAGACUGGACAUGCCAUUAACACACGAAGACUACACGACACAAGAGGGAGAGGAGGAGGUGCCCGCAGAAAUGCAGAUUUUUGGUGAUCCUGAUCCGUUUGCUGGAGAACAUCUGAGCGCUUCUACUCCGCGGAUGACCCACUCCACCCCAGCCCCGAGCUCCUUCACAGCCCAGAGCGUUGACCCCUUCCUGGGCUCGUCUCCCACCUCUCCGCCCUCUCCGCCCUCUCUCACCGAGGAGCAGCAGAGGAGGAUGGCCGAGAACAGACUCAAGGCUCUGGAGAAGAGACUAGCGAGGCAGAAACAGCAAGCAGAAUCUCAGUCUUUGGAGUCUCAAUCCACACAGUCCGAGCCUUCAGAGUCCCAGACCAAAGAGUCAGAGCUGGUCCCAAUGGAGGAGUCCACAGAGGUCCCCCCUGAACCAGACCAGAGUCCUGACCAAGUCCAGGACAUGAACAAAGACGAGACCCAAGACCAGGACCAGGACCAGGACCUAGUGACCAACAGCAGCAGUCAGCCACAAAAAACACCUCAAACCCAGGACACUGAAAACCAUGUGGAGUCAACCCCAGACCCCAAAGAACCUGAGGCCAGUCCAAGUCCUGCCCCUGAACCAGAGGAAAACCGAGAAGAGGAGGGUCAAGAUACUAAAGAGGAAGAGUAGUUGCAUUUUAUAUUCAAUAAGUUUAAAGUUUUUGGGAGACUCAGUACUUAAUGGCUUAGUAAAUGAAAGUGAAAACACAAACCUAUUAACGUACAGUUUGUCCAGAAUAUCUAUUUAAGUUCCUUUACCUUCACUUUAUUGUGAAAACCCAAUAAAUUUACUUUUACCAA